Molecule: messenger RNA, 926 nt
Organism: Gymnogyps californianus (California condor)
Lineage: Eukaryota; Metazoa; Chordata; Aves; Accipitriformes; Cathartidae
Gene: MRPL57
Product: mitochondrial ribosomal protein L57
Exons: 2
Coding region: 440-760 (106 amino acids)
Biological process (GO): mitochondrial translation
Cellular component (GO): mitochondrial ribosome
Molecular function (GO): structural constituent of ribosome
Source: RefSeq, a predicted model, not a curated record
GCUGCUUCGCCGCGAGCGCGGGGUGUCUCUUGGCGGGUUGGCGCCGGUCUCGCUCGGGGCGGCCUGGCCCUGAACUGGCAGAUAGCCCUCGUGGGGAACGGGCAGGGGAUCCUUCUCCCCAGGCAGCAGCGCUCCGCCGUGCGGGCCGAAGCCCCCCUAGAGCUGGCGGGUGCUCAGCGGCCCGGGUGGCUCCUGUGGCACUGCCCGGUGGGCAGCUGCGUCGUGUCGCGCGUCGGCCUCGGUCCCUGUCGAGGCUGCAGUGGGCGCAGGCCUGAGGGCCGGCAGCCGGCACUGCCGUGGGGACGGGCAGGUCUGCCCUGCCCUCCCCUGCCGGUAGGGGAACCAGAGACUGAGGCAGCAAUGCCCCCGCGAAGCCCCACAGCUUCACUUCUGAACUGGAUCAGAGAGUGGCGCAUCAGCAUGCAGUUGCAUCACGGGAAUGGGCAUAAUGUUUUUAACAACAGUAUUACUCCGAAAGAGAAUUCCUGGAAAACAAUGGAUUGGAAAGUACAGGCGACCAAGAGUGGUUACCCUUUCAAUGAAGCAAGCAAUGAUCCGAAGGCUGGAAAUUGAAGCAGAGAAUGAAUAUUGGCUGAGUCGACCUUACCUGACACGGGAGCAGGAGUACAAACAUAACACAGAAGAGAGACAUGCAAAAUGGGAAGCUUUCAAAAGCCUGAUGAAAGCCAAGUUUCCCGAGCAUAGAUACAUUAGCGAUCAUUUAAACCACUUAAAUGUGUCGAAAAAGUGGAUAUCUUAAAUAAUACGGCGUAUUUAUAUUUGGCGCAUAUUAUGCACUACCACGGGAUCCGCUGUUGUACCUAUUAUGGUAGUUUUGUAAUUCAAUAUAAUAAGGGUAGAUGAACAAAUGAGACUUUGCUACAGUAUACAAAAUCUUACAUUAAAAGUAGUCCUACAGAACAGUA